GCUGCAGGAUGCUGGGAGCAUAAGAAAUGAUCUGAUCACAUCCAGAGAACAUGAGGAGCAUGAAGUUAACGGUCGCGGUGCUGUGGUUCUCCCUGGUUCUCCAUGGAAGAUGCGCUUCGGUCCAUGAAGAUGAAGAGGACUUUGUGUCACUGGCAGAAAUGGAGGAUUCCUUGUUGAGGAACCUUUUUAAAGGUUACCAGAAGUGGGUGCGGCCUGUGCAGCACUCCAACGACACCAUCACAGUACGCUUCGGACUCAAGAUCUCCCAGCUGGUCGAUGUGGAUGAAAAAAAUCAGCUGAUGACAACAAACGUCUGGCUUUGGCAGGAGUGGGUUGAUGUGAAGCUAAAGUGGGAUCCAGAUGAGUAUGGGGGCGUCACUUCCAUCAGAGUGCCUUCAGAGACGAUAUGGCUGCCUGACAUCGUACUCUACGAAAACGCGGAUGGACGUUUUGAGGGUUCUCUGAUGACCAAAGCCAUCGUGCGCUGGGAUGGCACCAUAACAUGGACUCCGCCGGCCAGCUACAAGUCCUCCUGCACCAUGGACGUCACCUUUUUCCCCUUUGAUCGACAGAACUGCUCCAUGAAGUUUGGCUCUUGGACUUAUGAUGGAAACAUGGUUGACCUGGUGCUGGUGGACAACUACGUGGACCGAAAAGACUUCUUUGAUAACGGGGAGUGGGAGAUCCUAAAUGCCACAGGAGUGAAGGGGAGCAGGAGGGAUGGGGUCUACUGGUACCCAUUUAUCACCUACUCCUUCAUCCUGAAGAGGCUGCCCUUGUUCUACACCCUCUUCCUCAUCAUCCCAUGUCUGGGUCUGUCCUUUCUGACAGUGCUGGUGUUUUACUUACCUUCAGAUGAAGGAGAGAAACUGUCUCUUUCUACAUCCGUGCUCGUGUCCCUCACCGUCUUCCUCCUGGUCAUAGAAGAAAUCAUUCCGUCAUCCUCAAAGGUCAUCCCACUGAUUGGUGAAUACCUGCUGUUCAUCAUGAUAUUCGUCACGUUCUCCAUCAUCGUUACUGUCUUUGUCAUCAAUGUCCACCACCGCUCCUCUGCCACCUACCAUCCAAUGGCUCCGUGGGUGAAGAGCCUGUUCCUCCAGAGGCUGCCCAGACUGCUGUGUAUGAGAGGGCACACCGACAGAUAUCAUUACCUGGACAUGGAGACACACAGCCCUGAGGGGAAGUCCUGCAAAGCUGCAGGGAGGAAGGGUGGCCCUGGUCACUGUGGUAACCAGCAGAGGGCGCCCCUCAGUGGAAAGGAGGACGAGAACCAGGCCUGGCUGGCCAUGCUGGAAAAAGCCACAUAUUCAGUUCGUUACAUCAGCCGUCACAUUAAAAAAGAGCACUUCAUACGAGAGGUCGUACAAGACUGGAAGUUUGUGGCUCAGGUGUUGGACAGAAUUUUCCUUUGGGCCUUCCUCACUGUGUCAAUAUUGGGAACUAUCCUGAUCUUCACCCCUGCUCUGAAGAUGUACCUCAGCACACCUUAGUGAAUACACGUACAGUACUCACAAAAACUCUUUGAAAACACCUCCUCUGCACUCUUCAGGUCGUCUCUACCUAUUACUGUAUUUACUGAAUGAAACAAUAAUGCAAUACAUUUCCAGUAUUUUUGACA
Cynoglossus semilaevis (tongue sole) is the source of this 1618-nucleotide messenger RNA. Its product is annotated as neuronal acetylcholine receptor subunit non-alpha-3-like. NCBI's taxonomy places the organism in Eukaryota, Metazoa, Chordata, Actinopteri, Pleuronectiformes, Cynoglossidae. The record is from RefSeq and is a predicted model, not a curated record. The coding region runs from base 51 to 1490 and encodes 479 amino acids. Gene Ontology annotation, molecular function: acetylcholine-gated monoatomic cation-selective channel activity; transmembrane signaling receptor activity. The transcript is spliced from 8 exons. Gene Ontology annotation, biological process: monoatomic ion transmembrane transport. Gene Ontology annotation, cellular component: postsynaptic membrane.